AUGUUGAAAGUGAAGAUUUGUUUACAUGUUUACAACGUGAAAGAUAUGGAGAAACUCAAAUUACAAAUCAAUGGAGUGGAUAUUGAAGUGGAAGAUACCAUGGAAAAUGUUCGAAAAUUACGAAAUGACGACAAGCUCCUUAAACAGUAUGUUAUGGAAUUAUAUGGUUCUGGUUAUCUGAAAGAUUUUUCUAUACAUGGAAGAAUAACAUCCAUUUAUAUCUAUAAUGAUGAUGAAGAGAUCCCUGAAGAAAUGCAGGAAGCACAGAAUGAGAUCAGUUUAGAUAGCAUUGAUAUCGAUUCUGAUACAGACUUCAACGAAACUCUGCCAAGCCCAACAUGGCAAUUUGCAGAACCUUCAACAUCUAAUAUAGUAUCACCUGACCAGAACCAGAAUGAUUUGGAUCCAAGAAAUUCAGGAAUGAUUUGGACUACUAGGGGAAAACCAAGUAGCAAGGAUAUUGAAGCCACAGAUUUUUUUUUGAGUUUACGUGGAAAUGACCAUUAUAUGAAAUGUUUUAAUGAUAAAAAAUCAAGUCAUAAUAUUUUAUGGCGUGACAUAGCCAAAAGAAUGAAUGAGGCAGGCUAUUGGGUAGGAGAAGGCAAAGUAGCAACUGAUAAAUUAAGGCAUAAAUUUAAAAAUCUAACAAAAAUGUACAUGAAUUUUAUUGCCUAUGUCAAAAGAACAACAGGAACACCCAAAAGAGAUCCACCUCAAUUCUAUGAUGAAUUACAUAAAAUAUUUGGUGAGAAAGAUAAAACGAAUCCCAAGCUUAUUAUCGAUUCUGAGUUGAAUACUUCUGAGAAAAUUGUUUCUACAGAAUCUCUUGCUAGUGAAAAUUUGGUAGACAAUCAUGUCCCUGAGAAUCCAUUAGAAAGGAGUGAUACUCCUUUUACAGCAAGUGAUUGCGUAGAACAAUCUGUUACAAAAGAAAAUGUGAAUGCCAAUGAAAAAAAUAAGCCAGCAAGAAAAAGGGCAUAUAUGUCAGUGAAUGAAGAUAUCAAUAUAAGAUUGAAGAACAUUGAGACAAACUCAGAAAAACACUUUGCUCAAAUGUUCAAGUUAAUGAAUGACCAAAAUAAAAUUCUUAAAGAACAAAAUGACCAAAGGAAUAAAUUAAUCAAUAUUUUUGAAAAACUUGUUGAUAAAGAAAAUAAAACAAGAAAGCGAAAAUAUUCCUCAUCUUCAGAUUCUUAA
This is a messenger RNA of Phaedon cochleariae (mustard beetle), 1197 nucleotides long. Lineage: Eukaryota; Metazoa; Arthropoda; Insecta; Coleoptera; Chrysomelidae. The record is from the annotation of a GenBank genome assembly.